This is a messenger RNA of Mycena citricolor, 2129 nucleotides long. The record is from the annotation of a GenBank genome assembly. Lineage: Eukaryota; Fungi; Basidiomycota; Agaricomycetes; Agaricales; Mycenaceae.
UUCAGCAACUCACCGACUACGCGGCGUGGAUAGAUGGUUGAUACCUUUCGUAACGCCGUCCCCGCUUCACACUGCCGGUCCACUUGACCUCCACAACGCGAACGCUUUCCUCACAACCAAGAAGCCGAAGAAGGCGCCGAGAAUGUAGACGACUAUACGCCACGUCCGAAGACCGCCUUCGCCGAUCCCGAAGGCUUGCCCCGCGCGGCGCGUUGUUUGGGCCAAUGUGGCGCCAAACGAGCUGAAACGAUCACCCUAGGCUCCUUGAGUACCCAAUAUAGGACUGGGAGACUACACACUGUCUCGUCCAGCAUAAGGUUCUGCCGCUCUACGUCGUCAUGGAUGUCUGUGGUGAUCUGCAGUAUAUAUAACGAUUAGCAUUAGGGUCGGGCGGGUCGGAGCCACCGAAGGAGCGCACCCCACGCAGCGUACGGAGCUUCCCGUGAAGCUCAUCUAGCCUUUGGUCAUUUUGGGAUUCGUAGGUAUCCUCAAGCGCGCGAUCCCUAGACGUGGACAUGGUCGUUCUUUCGAGGUGAGGCACAGUAAUUGACGGCCGUCGGAUGGAACUGAUGGCGGCCGCAUAGCCACAUCCCAUGUCUCUGCCGCAGGCCCACUACGACCCGAGAAGGGUUUGCCUCAACCCGUUUCCCAACAUCGAGUUGGGAAAACAUCGCCGCACUCUUGGUGUAUACCUCGCUGGGGGUCUCUUCGCACUAGCCAAUUGGCUGUUCUUAGACGCAUGCAUCGUUUCCGCUCACGCAAAGGCUCCCUGGGGUCAGCCUGACACCCCUGUCCCAGUCCACGUCUCAUUCGUUGACUGGGUGCCGGGAAUUUGCUCUCUCCUCGGAUACCUCGUCAUCAACCUUAUCGACAAGGACCGUAUCCGUGGUGAGGACUUUGGAGACCCUCGCGCUGUCUGGAGAGCCCGGCUUUUUCUAUUCAUCGGGUUUGCCUUGAUGGCAGGUGGACUCGCGGGUAGCGUGAGCUUACUUGUACUGAAGUACGUCCUUCCGGCACAUGACGCCCAGUUCAAGUACUAUGGCUACGCGGCCGUCUCCCAGAACGUUGCCCUCAUGCUGUCUGUGGUUGUACUGUGGAUGGCACAGCACACAACAGACGAGUACGAAUACCAACUCACUCUCUGAGCGGUCUAAUUAUCCAGAUGUUAUCUAUGCGUGUGUGUAAUCAUGUUGUCGUGUCCCCGCUUGUACAACUCCAAAAGAGAUCAUCCGAUUAGAUCGUCAAUCAGACCCGCUCACAUCCUCGGCGGCGCCACUGGCCGCUGGAAUCGCCUCUUCCUUGCGUUCCCAUACUUCGUGUAUGAGACUGCGCGUAUCUUCCAGCCCGCGGUUCCGCGUACUUGGACUUGUCAUUGUUGUUCCCAGACUGGCCUGUCUGCCAUGUCCGCGACGGAAAGGUGUGGGGAUCGUUGACGGAGCGGACUCGGAGGCUGGGCCGACUGCGGAGUCAGCAGCGGGCUCUGGAUCGGGUGCCGACAUGAGAGCCUUGCCCUGCUCCGAGCUCGCGUCAACCAGUUGCGGAGGCAGUCGCUCGUUCUCGAUAUCUGAUAUCCGACUAUGACAUGUUAGCCUUGGAGGCCUGUCCUGAAGAACCGGAGGCCAGUGUCCCAUACGGCAACUUGGCGGACCCAGAUAUGUUCUUGAGCUCCGACACUUUCUCCGACUCCUCUCUGCACAACGGUCAGCGACGGACGGCGUGAUUGAGAGAGGGCGGGAGCGAACCGAAGUAACGAGAAUACCAGAGACAUCCGGCCGACAGCCAUAAUCUUGUUUUUAAUGACCUGCUGCCUGGCUUUGGUGUCUUCAGUCACAGUCGGGGAGGACGCUUCGUCCCGCUCCUCCAGUUCUUCCUUUGUGCACGUGUUCAGCACUGCGACGAGCAUGUGCGUGACUGCGAGAUAGUCAGCACUGCCUUGGCCGAAAACGGUAUCAUGUAAAUCAAGCGCACUCUUCUCUCCGACGAACGGCAGACUCCAGGUGAAAACAUCCAUAAAGUUGGGGAGCCAGUACGGAUGUGGACUGUAAUUGAAUUGGCGGAUGUUCAUCACAUCGUUUUCGUAUCUUGUGGAGAUGAUCAGCUAAAUAGAAGCACAGCGCGUUUGGUAGCCC